UAUACUACAAAUUCGGAAAUUGUUAAGGUUUGACGCUACCUUUUCUAUUCAUAUUCAUUUCAACCUCCAAAACUUCACAAACCAAAGCUCAUUAGUUUAAUCAUUCACAAAGUGUAAAAUGUUGUUUUUCAGAACAAUCUUCAUCGUGUUCUUACAAUUAUUACGUUCCUCUUCAUUUGUGUUAUCAUCACUUCCUCAAAACAAUUCUUCUCCCAAUCCUUAUCUAACAUCCACAACACUCUUCCUUCAAAAUUAUCAAAAAAUGGCUCAAAAUUUCAAAGUGUUUAUGUAUCAACCAAACACAAACACAAACAUAACACAAUUCAGUUUCAAAACAGAACAAGAAUCUCUGUUCUAUUCUUCACUACAAAACAGUUCUUACCUUACCCAACACCCUGAACAAGCACACCUCUUCUUCCUCCCUUUCUCAUCAGACACCUCCACGCGCUCGCUCGCGCGUUUCAUCUCACGCAUCCGUAACGAUUUUCCUUACUGGAACCGUUCCCUCGGCGCUGAUCAUUUUUAUCUUUCCUGCGACGGAAUUUCGCACGUAAACGACCGGAACAUCGUUGAGCUAAAGAAAAACGCUAUUCAGAUCGCGUGUUUCCCCACGCGCCAUCGUAGCUUCAUCCCACACAAGGAUAUUACUCUACCACCGAUUACAAAUCCCCACGCGCCGGUGAGAUUGAGUAAUGAAGAGUUUUGUGUUGUGGAAUAUCAAAACGAUGACGUUUUAUGGCUAGGUGAAGCGCUGCGUUUAGGGUGUGUUCCUGUCGUUGUUACGGAAGAAGCUGUAAACGACAUGCCGUUUAUGGAAGUGCUGAGGUGGAGGGAAAUGGCUGUGUUUGUGAAAAGUGGUGUGAAUAUUGAAACUGACACGUGGAGGGAAAGGAAGGGAAAUAUGAGAAGAUUAGGUGUGGUGGGGAGUAAGCACUUACGGUGGAAUCGACCUGCUCAGCCGUUUGAUGCGUUUAAUACUAUUAUGUAUCAGUUGUGGCUUAGACGUCAUACUAUUAGAUAUGAGAGUGUUCAAUCAAGUUGAUCAUUAUGUAUAUUGCUGCAGAUCUUUGAUGCUUAUAUAUAUACACAAGAAACUGAAUAAUAUUUAUUUUUGGCUUA
Molecule: messenger RNA, 1119 nt
Organism: Medicago truncatula (barrel medic)
Lineage: Eukaryota; Viridiplantae; Streptophyta; Magnoliopsida; Fabales; Fabaceae
Product: probable glycosyltransferase At5g20260
Exons: 1
Coding region: 119-1042 (307 amino acids)
Molecular function (GO): glycosyltransferase activity
Source: RefSeq, a predicted model, not a curated record